Messenger RNA from Morchella sextelata, 4152 nucleotides. RefSeq lists its product as uncharacterized. The coding region runs from base 1 to 4152 and encodes 1383 amino acids. Gene Ontology annotation, cellular component: nucleus. Gene Ontology annotation, biological process: regulation of ribosomal protein gene transcription by RNA polymerase II. The record is from RefSeq and is a predicted model, not a curated record. NCBI's taxonomy places the organism in Eukaryota, Fungi, Ascomycota, Pezizomycetes, Pezizales, Morchellaceae. The transcript has a single exon. Gene Ontology annotation, molecular function: DNA-binding transcription factor activity; sequence-specific DNA binding; protein binding.
AUGGAGAACAACCCGCCGGCGUCGGUUAGCGAUGACGCGGUGAUGAGGGAGGCGGCGGAGACGGCGGCGACGACGACGACGCAGCGGACGGAGGAGGGGCAGGAGCAGGAGGGGCAGGAAGUGAAGGAAGUGAAGGAAUCGGCGGGGGUGGAGAAGAAGGAGGUGGACAUGGGAAAAGACGGGGGUGGUGGUGGUGGUGGUGGUGUCGUUGAUGCGCCCCCACCCCCGGUGGCUGAGGAGAUGCUCCCCGCGGCACCGCAGCAACCGCAGAAGCAGGGCGAGGACACGCCGAUGCGGGUGCCGGAGAAAGCGGGCAGCCCGGUGCCGGAAGUGCAGAAAGCGGAGCCGCCUGUGCAGACGCAGACACAGACACAGACACAGACACAGACACAGACACAGACGCAGCCGGAGGACCAUCCAAUGUCCGGAACCGACGAUGCUCACCCACCACCCCCACCCCCACCGCCGCCGCCGCCUAUACCAGAAGCAGUAGAAGCCGCGCCAUUGCUCCCCGCUGAAGCCACCCCCGCGGCGGUAGUGCCCUCCCUCGACCCCCUCGACCCGUUCGGCCUCUCGCUCGCCCUCCCCGCCGUCCCCCCCAUCCCCAUCCCCAUCCCCAUCCCCAUCGCCGCCGACCCACACCCCCCCACCACAACCACAACCACAACCACCGCGCCCGCCCUCCCCCCCCUCCCGAUCCCCACCGCCCCGCAGCAGCCGCAAUCGCAAGUCACCCCCUCUCCCGUCGUGCACCCCGGCGAGCUGCACGAAUUCCUAGCCGACCCCGACCCGCGCGCGCGCCGCCGGUCCUCGCUCAACGCCGGCAUCGCAGGCCUCGAGGAGCUGCGCAACCGCGAGCACGCCGCGUCGCUGCAGGACCUGGUCGAGUGCGCGGCCCACGUCAUCAAUGCGUUUGUGCGGCUGGACUUUGACGACGGCCAGGUCUUCUACGUGCAGAACUCGUCCGUGGUGUUUGGGCGCGCCGAGGGCGCCACCAGCAGCUCGUUCCAGCAGUGCGGGCCCGACGGGAGCACGGUUGUGGGCGGCGCGGGCAUGGGCAUGGGGUUUGGCGGGUUUGAUCCGAAGACGGCGCCUGGCGCGAUGAGCAUGAAGAGGGAGAAGAAGAAGCGGAGGAAGAAGAAGGACGAGAACGCCGGUGGCGGCGACGGCGGCGGCGGCGGCGGUGGUGGCGGUGGUGGCGGUGGUGGCGACGAUGUGAUGAGGCCGCAGAUGCUCCGUGGAGGGGAGGCCGAGGAGGAGGACGACAUACCCGUCAUCCACCUGCCGCUCAAUGGCGCGGACACGCUGCCGCUGCCUCCGCGGAAGAACAUCUCGCGGAGACAUGCACUCCUGACGUACAACUUUGCCAAGCGCCGGUUCGAGUUCAAGGUCACGGGCAAGAACGGGGCGUUCGUGGACGAGGAGUUUGUGGGGUCGGGGACCACGUGGGUUGUUCCCGAGGCCGGCAUGAGGGUCCAGAUUGGCGGCAUCGGCUUCAAGAUUGUGGUGCCGGUUGAGCAGGGCGGGGGCCAGUUUGAGGAGAAGAAGCAGGAGCAGCCGGCACGGCCGCCACCAGGCAGAGGGAAGGGCAAGAUGAGUCUGGCGUUCACAGACGAGCAUGGCAACGAAGUCAAGACCGACGACUACAGCGAGGACGAGGACGAGGACGAGGACGAGGACAUGGCCCAGAUGGAUGAAGAGGGCGACGGCGAAAUUGACAGUGACGGGAGCAUGGAGGGCUCGGACGACGAGGAGGACGAGGAGGACGAUGAUGAGGACGAGGAGGGCGACGAGGACGAGGAGGAGGAGGAGGAGGUCGAGGUCGAGGACGACGAGGCCGAGCAGGGCGACGCCGAGAACGAGGGCGAUUCCUCGAGCGAGCUCUCGUCCUCCUCCGACGAGGAAGAGGAGGCCCCACCGCCGCCUGAGCCUAUCAUGGUCGAGAAGAAACGGGGCCGGGGCCGCCCACGCAAAGACGAGUCCGUCCACUCCCGGAUUGAGGCGGAGAAGGCGCGUGCCAAAGAGCUCGCCCGCCAGAAGGAGGAGCGUAGAAAGAAGGAGAAGCUCGAGGCAGCACGCCGCCAGAAGGAGGCAGAAAGGGAGCGCGCUGCAGAGCGCAAGAGACUCGAGAAGGAGGAGCGUCAGCGUCAAAAGGACAAGCUCGCGCGUGAACGGGAGCGCGAGAAGGAGCGAGAACGCCGUGAGCGUGAGCAGCGCAAAGAGCAGCAGAAGAAGCUGCACCUCCCGCAGCCCAGAGAGGAGCCCAAGAAGGCGACAAAGCUGUACUUGCCCACGCCCGCCAAGAAAAAAGAGGCUGAAAAAUCAUUGGCUCAGCAGUCGCCAGUCACCAAGAAAGGGCCUGGAAGACCGCCCAAGCAGCAGCAACCACCGGUACCAGAACAGCCAAAACAGGACAUGGAGGGGCAGCACGAGAACCACCAUACAUACGCUGACCCAAUGGCUGCACUGGCAUCGGCGACUGAAUCGCUUUCUCCCCCUCCGCCGCCGCCGCCGCAGCAGCAGCAGAUGAUCCCCGAGCCGGAGCAGGCGUUCUCGCCGUCCAAUCCCCUCAUGGCUGUCGCGGCGUUCAAUGCGUCAGCCCCGCCGAUCGAUCCCCAGCUGUACAAUUCGGCCCCGAGCUAUACGCCCCCGAUCGCAAUGCACCCACACGCCAACAUCCACCAGGAGCCAUCCCCUCCCCGUGGCCGUGAGCGCGAGCGGAAGGAGCCAAAGCCCAAGAAGGAGAAGCCGCAGCCCAAGAAGCGCACUCCAUCGCCCGAGAUCAACGAGGCCGACUACCCCCCGGAGGCGCUGCUCAAGCCCUCGGCCUCCUAUGUCAUUCUGAUCCACGAGGCCAUCUCCAACAGCGGCCAGCAGGCACUCACGCUCCCGCAGAUCUACAAGGCCAUCGAGCGCAAGUACCCCUACUUCAAGCUGCGGGUCACCACCACCGGCUGGCAGAGCAGUGUCCGCCACAACCUCGGCGCCCACAAAGCGUUCACCAAGGUUACGCGCAGCGGGAAGGGCUGGCUGUGGGGCAUCAACGAGGGCGUCUCCAUCGAGAAGGAGAAGAACAAGGCCAACAUCGCCGCCCAGCGCCCCGCCGCAUACCAGCAGCAGCAGCACCAUCCGCCGCAUCCACAGCAAAACAUGCAGUACUAUCAACAGCACCAUGCGUCGCAGCAGCUGCAGGCCAACGGUCACCACUUCCAUCCGCAGAUCCCCAUGUACGCCCCGGACCCUGCACACAUCCCCCAGCGCCCGCAAUACGCACACCCCUCUGCGCCCCCGCCGCCCCCGCAGGUCUACCCGCAGCAGCAGCAGCAGAGAAUGCCGCCUAUGCCAUUAGCCUACCAGCCGCCGCCCCCGCAGCCGCAGCAGGUCCCCGUCCACAGGCCCCCGCCGCCCCAGCAGCAGCAGCAGCCCACGCAGCAACCCACGCAGCAGUUCCCGCACGCCCCCAUCCCGCCGCCGUCGAAGCUUGCAGCGUCCCCGGAGAUCAUUGCCGCGAUAGAGGUGCUCAAGAACCAGCUUUCGCGGGUCUCGUCGGACCCGGCAAGCAGGGACGCGUCGGGGCUGGAUCCGAAGCUGGUCGUGCAAGCGCAGUCCGUCGUGCAUGGGCUUAUCAGUGGAAAACUCAAGAACGUGGGCGUCGAGGUCGUCAAGCAGCUCAGUAGGCUGCUGGAGGCGAGGGGCGUCAGGGAUUUGAAGUCGCCUAUGAAGCCGCAGCUUCCGGUUGCCGCGGCUGCUCCUGUCCCAGCUCCCACUCAAGCUCCGGCCCCGGCCCCAGCUCAGGCCCAGGCUCCGGCUCAAGCCCAAGCCCCGGCUCAGGCCCCAGCUGCCCCACAGGCACAAACCUCCCAACAAGCGCCUCAGCAAACACAGACUCCUCAGCAGGCGCAGAAGCCGACAGCGCUGGCUACGACUAACUAUAAAAACCUGUCGAUCGAGAAGAAGCAGGCACUGUACCGUGCACUGUUAGUGGCAAAGGAAAAGAAGGAGCGGGAAGCUAAAGAGGCUGCAGCAGCAGCCGCUGCAGCCGCUGCCGUCGCUGGUGGAAGUGCUGGUGGUGGUGUGAAGAGGCCGUUGGAGGAGGGGGGCAGUGAGCCCGUGGCGAAAAAGGUUGAUUUGGGGACGACGAGUGCGGCGUAA